GGCAAACACAACUUACAGCAGUCUUGAAACUAUCGCCUUUCCGUUCGUGGCUGUCACUCUGAGCAAGCUACCGCUUCCUUUCGCGUCUGCUCAUUCCUUGCUGCUGCCACAUUCGCACCUUCGCCCUGACGCAAUAACAUCCCGCAACCGGCACUGAAGCAACAACCCCUCUCGCCCCAGAAAGCUUUCAGCACCAAACGCCCCGGCUGGGCCCAUUCCGCACUCAUGACGACCGUUUCAUGAUUUAUGCUUAUGUCCUCUUGGAUAAUGCCUUUGAAGGGGUUACGCAUCCACCGUAGCACUGAGGACGUCCGCCAUCAGAGCGGAGUCGAGACCUCGCACCAAGACCCUCGGCACAGCGAACAGUUACCGCGCCAGCGCUCACAAACCCCUCCAGUUUCGUCGUCCUUGGAACAUGGAGGAGACACGCCUUCCACUGAUGUCCUCUCGCCUGCCCUUUCCGGAUCCGAGGAUGUGACCAGACCAUCUUCUGGAGCUCCGCCCAGUCCACCAAUCCAGGAGCAGUCCUCCAAGCAUAAGCGUUUUAGUAUGCUGAAGCUCCGUUAUGCUUCAGAUCCACAGCUCUCCCAAAGAGCAAAAGAACACGCUGCUGCUGCUGCUGCCGCCGGACCGGUUCCCCCCGUGCCCGACGUACCCUCGACACCUGCCAUCAUUACCACCGCUCCUACAAUGGACCAAAAUGUUGCUCCUCCGAAACGAAAAACGAAGCUGAAAGUGCCUGGUUUUCCACGACGCCUCGGCGACGCUCGGCCGCCUGCAUCCCCUCGACAUCGCUUCUCGUUCGCAGAGCCUAGAGGGAAGAGAGAAGGCGUGGCGCUGGCACCACCGCGAGACUCCACAACGGACGGCCCCAGCACCUCCGCCAUCAACCUUCGGCAACCCCAGCAUCGAGAUUCGACCACGCUGCCACAGGGCCCUCCACCCCCGGCCUAUGGAGACGAAUCCAACUCCUCUUUGGCUCUGCCCAUCUCACGUCUAUCAGACUCUUCCCGAUCUGAUACGAGUUCAGGCGAUCAUGUGGCAUAUGCAAGCACCACGACCACCACGCACACCGUCUCCACCACCACGACCUUCUUCCGGCUCCCGCGUCGCAAGAAGCACCGUCCUCUUUUCCCUCUCCCGGUAAAGCUGCCUCCGCCGAGCUCGUCCGCAAGUCCAAACCGCUCCCCUCGCCUGUCCAGUAGCUCUAGAGUCUCGGAUUCAAACCAUCGAUCGGCCACCCCCAUCUCCCCUCCGAGUUCCGUCUUCCAUCCAUCAUUCGAAGAGUCUCGCAGCCCGAAUAGCCGUGGCUCGCCGCUGGCGUCUCCCUCGCAAUCUGCCUUGGCGGCUUCAUCCUCCGGUGGCUUCUUUGCUCGUGCGCCGCCCUUGCUGAGACAGGACUCGAAAGCCUCGACGCGUUCGGUACGAUCCUCGCCCGGAGGACCCCCGAGCUCGAAACCUAGUUUUAGAGAACGGUCGUCGACGGUAGGAUCUCUAGGCCACGGCGACAGUGAUAGUUUUCUGCCUACCCCUCCGGGACCCUCGUCCGGCCGUACCUCGACGUCGACAACGGGCCGCGGCAGCUUUGGCGCCUUGUUCUCUUUUACCCGCGUGCGAGAAAACUCUGAUGGGCACCUGCCGCGGGUCGGAAGCUUUUCUGGCUUGGGCCCGUCUGGCACGGCCACGCCCAAGUCGAAUUCCUUUAGCCUCGCACGAAAUCCUUUGCCGAUACCUGAACGAGAACAAGACGACACUCCUGCCAAAUAUCUUUCUCGACUCACCGAGGCGGUGAGCCGGAGUGUGGUUGCAAGCGUCUGCUCCAAAUCGGGCGACGAGUUCUCCCAAGCCGUUCUCCGAAGUUAUAUGCGUAGCUUCAGCUUCUUUGAGGAUCCACUUGAUAUGGCCAUUAGAAAACUGCUCAUGGAGGUAGAGUUGCCCAAGGAAACUCAGCAGAUCGACAGAGUGCUUCAGGGAUUCGCGGAUCGCUAUCAUGAAUGCAACCCUGGAGUGUAUGCAUCACCUGACCAAGCGUACUUCAUUGCAUUUUCCAUCUUAAUCCUUCAUACCGACAUUUUCAAUAAGAACAACAAGCAUAAGAUGCAGAAGAGCGACUAUUUAAAGAACACUCGUGGUGAAGGGAUUGCCGACGAUAUCCUCGAAUGUUUCUAUGACAAUAUCUCGUACACUCCCUUUAUUCAUGUUGAAGAUGACUUGGACGUCAAUGGGGAAAGGAUCAUUCCCCAAAGACCGCGAAAGGCCCUCUUCAAAACUGCCAGUGAAUUAUCCUUUCAAAAAACAUCCAGAGAGCCAGUUGAUCCCUACGCGCUGAUUUUGGAUAACAAACUCGGAAUUCUGCGUCCGACAUUAAAAGAUGUCAUGCAAUUGGAGGAUCCGUACAGUUACUUGGGCACUGCCCAGAGCCUAGACCUCGCCAACAUUCAUCGAUCUUUUUUUAGGUCUGGGGUGCUACAGAUUAUGUCUGCUAGGUCUCGCCCUGAAGCUUUCAUGUCACCAAAUACGAUUACCAAUCCUGAAGAAGCCCACCCGGGUGUGGUCGAUAUCAAAGUGACUAAAGUCGGCAUACUUUGGCGAAAAGACAUCAAAAAGAAAAAGGCACGCUCGCCGUGGCAAGAGUGGGGCGCGAUCCUUACGGGUUCUCAGCUAUAUUUCUUCCGCAACACCGCUUGGGUGAAGAACUUAAUCCAUCAGCAUGACGCGCAUCACAAACAGGGUCAUUCGACAACUCCAGUGGUGUUUCGGCCACCGCUAGAACACUUCAAACCUGACGCCUCAAUGUCGACUGACGAUGCCGUUGCCUUGCUGGAUUCUAGCUAUAAAAAGCACAAACAUGCAUUCGUCUUUGUCCGGCAUGGGGGCUUCGAAGAGACCUUCUUAGCAGACACUGAGAACGAGAUGAAUGAUUGGCUCUGUAAACUCAAUUAUGCAGCAGCGUUCCGCACGGCUGGUGUGCGCAUGAGAGGCUUUGUUGGUGGGCAUUCUGAAAUGCAACGUAAUCGAACGGUCCGGAAUGUGGACUCGACCGGCUCAACGCAAUCUAUUCAGACACCUACUGGAGAGGUUACUGUUACAAGUGGCAAAAUUGAUACCCCACUCGCGCAGCAGAUUUUAGCGGCGAGACGUCAGAUCAUGACGCAGAAGAUCAAGGAGAUGGAUGAAAAGUUGGGCCACAUUUGUACGCAGCUCGAAGCCCAGCUGAGAAAUGCGCGGCAUCUCCAAAUCCUGGCCCCCAUACAAUCAAAGACCAGAGAUCAGGUCAUUCUCAGCGCUGGUCGCAUGUCCGCUAAACUCAAGUGGCUCAGAAUGGAAAUUUGGCGACUGAAAUGUCACCGGGAAAUACUUUACAUGGACUUGGAUGAAGAAAGACGCACUCUGAGUGGCAUGCAAACUCGCAACCAACUUGUUGCUCACUCUGACCUAGCUGCUUCAGCGUUGCCUGCAACCCUUGCACACGUUGGCGAGGAGGUCAAACCUAUUGACGGCCCACUUUCUCCCGCAUCGAAGACUUCGGCUUCAAUCGCCAGCCCCAAGGAUAGCUUCCACAGCGUGGAUGAAGAAUUUGAGACACGGUCUAAUCGGUCUCAAAAUGCACGCACGGAAAAUGUCGCUGAGCCGGCAACUAUGCCUAGAGCGUCAAUCGAAGGGCAGGCUAAGUUCCCUUCAACCAUCAGUCCAAGUCGGCAAAGUCUUACCCACCGCCCAUCGAUCUCCAGCGCGCAUAGUAGUCAUACGUUCUCCAGUGCCUUGGAACAGAAUGCACAGUCACCAACCCCUGUUCCUGGCCGACAAGACGAUGGCAAAGAUGCGCCUGCCGAGACCAUGGUCGUUGGCCCUGAAGGAACUCUUUCAAAUACACCAGGGCUAGGCGCGGCUGAUGAGAAGCGACCGGAUGAUGAUGGGCGCACGAGCAUAUCUUACGACGCUGAGUCACCGGAAAGCCGGUCGAAGGUUCGGCGAAGCCUGCAUCGUACCUUGAGGGAUUCUCAUCUUCCGAGCCACCACAGAAGCCGCAAGGGUAAAGACCCAGUUUCUGGAGUGGGGCCGAGUGAGGAUGGUGCUCCUUCCACGGAAAUUGAGGGUCUGCCCCGAGUCUCGGGCAGCUUUACUGUCCACGGCAAAAAAGCUUCUGUUAUUACCUUUGGGGCAGAAUGGCAGAAUGUCUCUCCUGAAGAGCGACUGCGGAUGCGGAAACAGUCAAAGACGGAUGAUAUGAGGCUGCCUUCGAACAAAACCUUGAGUGAUGGAAGUGAUGCAGCCACAUUAUCGGUGCGCAGGCCUUCGUCUGUGAGAACGGCUAGCACUGUGACGACGCAGAGCGCCGCGCCUGCAGAGAACACGUUUCCUCUUGCUGCCGUUGACACAAGACACUCGGAUGCAUUCUCAAGAAAGUCUCAUGAAGCAGUCAGCCCCCGUUUCCUGGCAGUGGAUUUCAAGCCCCAUGAUUCUCCGGGCGCAGAGGUCCCUACGAUGACAGAUGAGCCUCAACAGGUGGACAAGAAGAUUUUGGAUCCGCCUCCUGCGGAGCUGGAGCAAAUCUGCCAUGACCCCGUGGAACCGCAGGACGAAGUUCAAGUUGCGGCAGAGGAGCCCAGAAUCCAAUCUCCACAGCCUCAAGCUGUAGGAGCAUAAGCACUCGCUCCAGCUAUACAUGAAAUUAUAGCAUCUUUAUUGACGUUCUUUCUCUGACGGCACUACAUAUUUCCAGGGGCUCUCUUUGGCGUCGUGAUGGUAGGAUAUCAUAUGUGUUCCUUUUUGUUUUUUUUUUUUUCUUUGCAGUGGUCUGCUUAUUCUUUACACCGUUCGCAAUUGGAGAAAG
This is a messenger RNA of Xylona heveae TC161, 4834 nucleotides long. RefSeq lists its product as hypothetical. Bases 247 to 4647 code for a protein of 1466 amino acids. The record is from RefSeq and is a predicted model, not a curated record. NCBI's taxonomy places the organism in Eukaryota, Fungi, Ascomycota, Xylonomycetes, Xylonales, Xylonaceae. Gene Ontology annotation, molecular function: guanyl-nucleotide exchange factor activity. Gene Ontology annotation, biological process: regulation of ARF protein signal transduction. The transcript is spliced from 3 exons.